Molecule: messenger RNA, 930 nt
Organism: Gracilinanus agilis (Agile Gracile Mouse Opossum)
Lineage: Eukaryota; Metazoa; Chordata; Mammalia; Didelphimorphia; Didelphidae
Gene: MRPL47
Product: mitochondrial ribosomal protein L47
Exons: 7
Coding region: 26-772 (248 amino acids)
Biological process (GO): mitochondrial translation
Cellular component (GO): mitochondrial large ribosomal subunit; mitochondrial ribosome
Molecular function (GO): structural constituent of ribosome
Source: RefSeq, a predicted model, not a curated record
UCAGCAUGAGGGGAUUUCAGUGAUUAUGGCGGCGGGACGGCUGGUAGCUGUAUGUCGGGGCUUCGCCACCGCCCUGAAGGGGCCCGGAAGCUUAGCGGGCUCGCUGGCCCCCGCCGCCAGCCCAGGAUUUACUUUCAGUUUGUUAAACAAAAUUAGAACUAACAUCAAUCCCCUCCAUCAAUAUAAAUUAAUUCAUACUACUUUGUCAAGAAAAGGACUAGAAGAAUUUUUUGAUGAUCCAAAAAAUUGGGGAGCAGAAACAGUCAAAUCAGGUGCUGCAUGGACCCAUGAACAGUUAAGGUGCAAGAGUAAUGAAGAUUUGCAUAAGCUUUGGUAUGUCCUACUGAAAGAAAGAAACAUGCUUCUCACGUUAGAGCAGGAGGCCAAAAGACAGAGAUUGCCAAUGCCUAGUCCCGAGCGAUUAGAAAAGGUGACAGAGUCCAUGGAUGCUUUAGAUAAAGUUGUUCAGGAAAGAGAUGAUGCUUUGAGACUUCUUCAGACAGGUCAAGAAAAGCCAAGACCAGGUGACUGGAGGAAAGACAUUUUUGGACAUAUCAUCUGGUACAAGUACAAGCAGUGGCCUAUACCCUGGUACCUCAACAAAAGCUACAACAAAAAGAAGUACUAUACAAUGCCUUUUGUGGAUCAGUUUGUCAGACUGAGGCUUGAAAAGUACUUACGUAGUGAAGCCAAGAAGAAAAGUUUAAAGAGAAGGAAAGAGAAGAUACUUCAAAGAAAAUUUCCACACAUGUCUGCUGAAGCCCAAAACUGAAAUCUAACCACGGAUACAGUGAACUCCUUUACUUUUCCUAGUUCUAUUUCACCCUUUAAAAUUAAACUUUUUCACUUAAUUUAAGACUGGCUGUUAACUCCAAGUAAGUGGUUAAUUAAAAAAAUUAUCUCGAUCUUAUGAGGUUUGAAUAUUCAUAA